This is a messenger RNA of Dipodomys ordii (Ord's kangaroo rat), 1185 nucleotides long. RefSeq names its product bone morphogenetic protein 15 (gene Bmp15). The record is from RefSeq and is a predicted model, not a curated record. Gene Ontology annotation, cellular component: extracellular region. Bases 1 to 1185 code for a protein of 394 amino acids. Gene Ontology annotation, biological process: BMP signaling pathway; SMAD protein signal transduction. Gene Ontology annotation, molecular function: cytokine activity; growth factor activity. The transcript has 2 exons. Lineage: Eukaryota; Metazoa; Chordata; Mammalia; Rodentia; Heteromyidae.
AUGGCCCUCCUCACCAUUCUUCGAAUUCUUUUCUGCGGAUUGGUGUUUUUGAUGGAACACAGAGUCCAAAUGGUCAAGGCAGAGCAGCCCUCUGUUGCCCCCCUUGCUGAGGACCCUGCUUUGCCUCUGAUUCAGGAGCUGCUAGAAGAUGCCCCUAGGAAGCAGCAGAUAAAGCAAUGGCCCCAAGGGUAUCCCCUGCGGUACAUGCUGAAGUUGUACCAGCGUUCAGCUGACCCACAUGGGCACCCAAGGGAGAACCGCACCAUUGGGGCCACAAUGGUGAGGCUGGUGAGGCCCUCGGCCAAUGUUGCAAGGCCUCUCAGAGGUUCCUGGCAUAUACAGAACCUGGACUUUCCUCUGGCAUCCAAUCGCGUAGCAUACCAACUAGUCAGAGCCGCUGUGAUCUAUCGCGAUCGGCUUCACCUAGCUCGCUGCCUUCUCUCCUGCCAUGUGGAACCCUGGAUCCCCAAAUGCCCAGUCAAUCAUUUUCCUUCUUCAGGAACAGGUUCCACAAAGCCUUCCCUCAUUCCUGAAUCCUGGCUAGAGAUGGAUAUCACACACUGUCUUCAGCAAAGUCUCUGGAAUCGCAAGGGACGCAGAUUCCUACGAUUCCGUUUCAUGUGUCAGCAGCAAAAAGGCAGGGAGGUUCUUGGGCUCCAGUGGCAUGGCACCUCCUCCUUGGACAUUGCCUUCUUGUUACUGUAUUUCAAUGAUACUCAUAAAAGUGUUCAGAAAGCUAAACCCCUUCCCAGAGGUCAGCAGGAGUUUGUGGAAAGUGAAUCUUCUCUUUUCUUUCGGAGUGCCCGACAAGCAUGUGGCAUCGCAUCUGAGGUUUCGUGCUCCUCCCAGGAACAGGAUGGGCCUGUCAAUAACCAGUGUUCCCUUCACCCUUACAAAGUCAGCUUCCGCCAGCUGGGCUGGGAUCACUGGAUCAUUGCUCCCCAUCUCUAUACCCCAAACUAUUGUAAAGGAAUCUGUACUGGAGUAUUACCCUAUGGGCUCAACUCCCCCAAUCAUGCCAUCAUCCAGGGCCUUGUCAAUGAAUUGGUGAACCAGAGUGUCCCUCAGCCUUCCUGUGUCCCUUAUAAGUUUCUUCCUAUGAGCAUCCUUCUGAUAGAGGCAAAUGGGAAUAUUUUGUACAAGGAGUAUGAGGGCAUGAUUGCUCAGUCCUGCACCUGCAGAUAA